UCUUGCUCGGGACAGUUGGGCACUCCCUUCGCUACUAGAGGGGAACAGGAUAUUAUUGAUGUGCUUCAUGACAUGGAAGACAGGAACCUGAAGGAAUAAUAUUGUGUUCAAUAGAUGUUAAUAUUUUAUUAGAAGUUGAUUCUGGUAAAAUCGGACUAACGCAUCCCAUUGCACCCUCCAUCAUCCAUCCAUCAUGAGUUCCCGGGUUGUGAACAGGAAAGGAGGGCUGCGGUACUGCCACCACUUCCUCACAGACAACAGCAUCUUUCAUGUGGAGCGAUGUAUGAGUGCCAUGCAGUCGGGGACACAGAUGGUGAAGUUGAAGGCUGGUUCCAAGGGGCUGGUGAGACUGUUCUACCUGGACGAACAUCGCUCAUGCAUCCGAUGGAGACCCUCACGCAAGAGCGAGAAGGCCAAGAUCACUAUUGAUUCGCUGUACAAGGUGACGGAGGGCCGUCAGUCAGACAUCUUCCACCGCCAUGCGGAGAACAGUUUCGACCCGGCCUGCUGUUUCACCGUUUAUCAUGGCAACCACAUGGAGUCCCUGGACCUGGUGACCUCUAACACUGAGGAGGCUCGGACCUGGGUGACAGGACUACAAUACCUGAUGGCUGGCAUCAGUGACGAGGACUCACUGGCCAAACGACAACGGACACAUGACCAGUGGAUGAAGCAGACGUUUGAGGAGGCUGAUAAGAACGGGGAUGGUCUGUUGAACAUGGAGGAGAUCUACCAGCUACUGCACAAGAUGAACGUCAACCUGCCCCGCAGGAAGGUCAAACACAUGUUCCAGGAAGCGGACUCGGAUGACCAACAGGGCACGUUGACAUUUGAGGAGUUCAGUGUGUUUUAUAAGAUGAUGUCUCUGCGGCGGGACCUGUAUCUGCUGCUCAUGGGAUACAGCGACAGGAAGGACCACCUGACUGCCGUCGAGCUGGCCAACUUCCUGCUCAACGAACAGAAGAUGGUGAAUGUGACUACAGAGUACUGUCUGGAUGUCAUUGAAAAGUUUGAGCUGUCUGAAGAGAACAAACAGAAAGGCAUUCUGGGAAUUGAGGGUUUCACCAGUUUCAUGCGCAGCCCCACGUGUGAUGUGUUUAACCCUGAACACCAUGAGGUGAACCAGGACAUGGAUCAGCCUCUGAGUAGCUACUACAUCUCCUCGUCUCAUAACACCUACCUGACGGGAGACCAGCUGCUGUCUCACUCCAAGACAGACAUGUACGCCUGGGUACUACAGGCUGGCUGCCGCUGUGUGGAGGUGGACUGUUGGGAUGGUCCUGAUGGAGAGCCCAUGGUUCAGCAUGGUUACACUCUGACCUCCAAGAUCACCUUCAAGUCUGUCAUAGAGACCAUCGAAAAAUACGCCUUCAUCAGCAACCAGUACCCAGUGAUCCUGUCCAUAGAGAACCAUUGUAGCAUCCAACAACAGAAGAAGAUAGCCCAGCACCUCAGAGAGAUCCUGGGAGACAAGCUGGACCUGGGAGAGGCCCUCCGCAGAGACUCUAUACAGCUACCCAGCCCCCACUCUCUACAGGGGAAGAUACUCAUCAAGGGGAAGCGUCUCCCUCCCUACCUGUCUGUGGAUGUUGAGGAGGGGGAGGUGUCAGAUGAUGACGACAGUGCUGAUGAGAUUGACGACAACUUCAAACUGAAGUACAGCAAUAGUAAUGGUAACCACCAAGUGGAAAGUUACAUCAGGAAGAAGUUGGACUCUCUGUUGAAGGAGUCUCAGAUUGGAGACAAGGAGGACACAGACAGCUCCAGCAUCAGUGCCCUGCUCAGAGCCACACACGUGGGCCUGCAGAAGAACGUACCGAAUCCCAAAGAGGGAUUUAAAAAAUCCCAAAGUCGAUCAUUCAUCAGCAACAUCAAGCAAAAGAGACACUCUAAAUCCAGGCUGAAGUCCCAGAGUACCGAUGGAGAGGAGGAAGGACAGGAGACCUCUGGGAAAGAGGCGGGAGGACAGAUCACCAGGGGAGGGAGGAACAGGAAGACGAUGAAGCUGAGUAGAGAUCUGUCAGACCUGGUUGUUUUCACUAACUCUGUGGCCUCUCAGGAGGGACUGGACGACAGUACUCCUGGGAAUGUUCUGUCGUUCAGUGAGACUCGUGCCCAGCAGCUAGUGAACCACAGAGCUGAGCGCUUCCUGUGUUUCAACCAGCGACAGCUGUCUAGAAUCUACCCCUCAGCCUACCGUAUAGACUCGUCCAACUUCAACCCUCAGCUCUACUGGAAUGUGGGCUGUCAGCUGGUGGCUCUGAACUACCAGACAGAGGGUCGGAUGAUGCAGCUGAACAGAGCCAAGUUCAUGGUGAACGGUGACUGUGGCUAUGCCCUCAAACCUCCACCCAUGUGUAAAGGCUCGUUCAACCCGUUCAGUGACGACCCCCUCCCUGCCUACCCCAAGAAACAGCUGGUGUUGAAGAUCAUCAGUGGACAGCAGCUUCCCAAACCACCAGACUCUAUGUUGGGGGACCGAGGAGAGAUCAUUGACCCGUUUGUAGAGGUGGAGAUCAUCGGCCUGCCAGUGGACUGCUGCAAGGAGCAGACUCGAGUAGUGGACGACAACGGUUUUAACCCUGUGUGGGAAGAGAACCUGUCCUUUACCCUCCACAUGGCGGAGGUUGCUCUGGUGCGUUUCCUCGUCUGGGACCAUGACCCCAUCGGACGAGACUUUGUGGGCCAGAGGUCUCUGUCUCUCUCCCUUUCUCUCUCUUCAGGUUAUAGACAUGUGUACUUGGAGGGGUUGACUGAGGCGUCAAUCUUUAUCCACGUAUCAGUUCAUGACAUCUAUGGGAAGGGUCGUCAGCUGCGAGGCAUCAGGGGCUUAUUUAACAGGCCCUCUAAGUCGUCAGUAGACACCAGCUGUAGUUCGGCCCUCAGGAAACGCUCCAUCAGUGACCACCUCCUCCGACGCACCGCCAGCGCCCCCGCCAACCGUCGCAAGAAAACCAAGAUGAAGCUCGCUGAGUCCUCCACCUCCAUAUCGGACCGCAAGGCCUCCAUAUCAGACGGCAAGGACAGAGUGUGGGCCGGGGCAGGGGCUGGGGGGGAGGGGUCCCAGAACAGGGAAAGGGACAGGGAGGGGGUAAUGGUGGAGAGACGCCCAACACCCCUCACCCACAGGCCCAUCUCCAUGCCCCUGGAGAGGCUACUGCAGGGACAGCUCUCCCUCUGCUCCCCCGACCAGGAGCAGACUGACCUGGGUGCAGACACACUCAUUGGAACGUCCCCCUUUAACCAGCCCAGGUCCCACUCUGUGGAACUCGUCGUCGAAUCAUCCGCCUCCCUUGAGCACAAAGUGUUCACCCCUUCCAUCAAUCACAACAACGCACAGGAUAACACCACAGGGUCUGACCAAUCAGAUGAGACCUCCUACCUGGUCAUUGGCCGAGGAGGAGGAACUGUAGAUGGUGACUCCAAAGACCAAUCACAAGACAGAGUCAACCCACCCAGCAAAGCUGAGGACGUUUCUUCUCGCCAAAGGACAUUGUGUCACCUCAGCAGCUCAACAGAGACAGAGAGCAACUGUUUACACGUACCAAGUGAGAGCAGACCAGAGACAACAUUACUUAGUACAACAAACACAGCAACUUCCUCCUCUCCUUCCUCUGAGCUCCCCAUCUCCCUACUGAAUGUGGACCGGUCCGAUCUGCAGAGCCCCGUCCCCCUACAGGACAGCAUCAUCUCACAUCUCAUUGACGCCGUCCUCAGCAACGAUACCACCUACGGGUCUAUUUCCGCUCUGAUUGGUCAGUUUGACCUCACCGGCGACCAGAAUGAUUUCACAAUGAACUCUGACCCCCACACCCUCAGUGUCAUGUCCUGUCUGUCCGAUCCUGCUGUCUGGGACUCCAGCACACCCUAUAAGGUUACCAUAGACUAUACCACCCGAUAUAAAGACCCACACACCAUCUCCUCCCCCCGCAAGACAAUGAACGGACCUAUCACUCCUCGAAAAGCAAGCCAGACCCCUAACCACGCGAACCAGAAUCUACUCUCACCCCACCCCAAAACCUCCCACACAGACCCCAGUGCCCCUCUUCUCUUCUCCAGUCCUGAGACCACGGAGCUGGAGGUCUAUACCAUCCUGGAUGAGGAGGUCUUGUCUCCAGUCUCUGUCUACAACCUGAAGAAGCAGACCAUCGGCAACAUCCAGGCUGACUCUGAGGAGAGCACACCCAUGGGAAGCCUGGAGCCUUCCCCAGCCAAGGUGCCUCCUCUCCUGGGGGUAGAAGGCAAUGGCAGCUGGGUGGGCUCACGGAGGGGUGUGGUGGAGGAGGAAGUAGAGGGCUACGGGGGUGAAUGUGAUCCUAAAAGGUUGGGGUCAGUGGGAGAGUGGGGGUUGUCGUGGGGUUACACGUGCCCGUCCAACAACAGUACAGUGUCUGACCAAUUCCUGUUGUGCCAUGACACGGAAGGAAGUAGUCUGAUGGAGGUGGAAAUUAACGUGGACGAGGAUCCACUGGAGAUGACCCUGACAUUACCGGGACACAACCAUACCUGGGUCGCUACCAGCCCAACCAAAUGCUACGCUGCUCCUCAACUCCAGCUCUCCCAAUGUCCUUCACCCGUCAAACAGCCCGCACACCAGCCCUCCCCUCGCCAAGCCCCAUUGACAAACCCUCAAACUCAGCCCUCCCCUGCAAAGGGCCCCCCAACCCCAGCCCCCUCCUCCUGAACAGCCAUCCUUCCACUCAUAGCAGACACAUUACCAGAGCCUUCACCCAGCAGCACAGUUACAGUGGUCCCACCCAGCCCCAGACCAGGAG
Molecule: messenger RNA, 4775 nt
Organism: Oncorhynchus nerka (sockeye salmon)
Lineage: Eukaryota; Metazoa; Chordata; Actinopteri; Salmoniformes; Salmonidae
Gene: plch1
Product: phospholipase C, eta 1
Biological process (GO): phosphatidylinositol-mediated signaling; lipid metabolic process; release of sequestered calcium ion into cytosol
Molecular function (GO): phosphatidylinositol-4,5-bisphosphate phospholipase C activity; calcium ion binding
Source: RefSeq, a predicted model, not a curated record